AUGCGUCACCGUGUUCGCAAGCGCUUUGACGCCCUGACGGCCUUGCUCUCGGAGGAGCCGCGCGACUCAAGACCGUCGCGAUGGACGGUGCCGAUGGACGACGCUACGCGCCCGCUGGAAGCGCGCAUCAUCGAGAAGGCACCCGAUGCGGAUACGCGUGGUUGGAUCCACCCCUUCUCGGUGGUGGAGGAGAAGCCCUCAGACAAGCGCCGACGGUGGAUCGCCUGGCCGCGGGAGAAGAACGAGCAGGAUCUUCUCGAGACGCAGCUGGACGACUUACGACACACCAGCGAGUACAUGUCCAUCGUGCAUGGCGAGUGUGCCACAAGAAUAUUUCUUGUUUUCGAUGGCUUGUCACUUCAUCUCAGCCUUGUGACGGAGGAUUCUUCAAGACUCUUGGGUUUCGGGGGCAUCGACCUCUUCAUAGGAGACUGUGGCUGA
Molecule: messenger RNA, 441 nt
Organism: Leptomonas pyrrhocoris
Lineage: Eukaryota; Euglenozoa; Kinetoplastea; Trypanosomatida; Trypanosomatidae
Product: putative target of rapamycin (TOR) kinase 1
Exons: 1
Coding region: 1-441 (146 amino acids)
Source: RefSeq, a predicted model, not a curated record